AUGGAAAUAAUACUUCAAAAUUUAAACACUAAGAAACUUAUUAAUAUCAUAAUUAAUAGAUAUGCAGCAGUUGAAAAAACAUUAGUUGGAGAAGCAAUUGCAAAUCAAUAUGAUUAUCAGUUUAUUGAUUCUAGGUUAUUUUAUCAAUAUGUUGGCUAUUACUAUAAUGAUUACUCAAUUAACCAAAUUAAACAAAUCUUCACUAAAGAAAAGAUAUUGGAAUUGAUUAAUUCUGUCAAAUAUCUUAAUAAAGAACAAUAUCAAGAAUCAGAAAUUAGAGCAGCUCAAAUAUUAACAAAUGAUGAAUUAUAUAAUAUUAUAAAUGAAAUGAUUAGAAAAAUAGUUAAAAACAAAGGAUUUGUUAUAGUUAGUCAUGAUAUUACUACACUCUGUUUACCUGACACUGAAGUAAAAAUAAUUUUAUCAGCAGAUGUGAAAACUCAUGUAGUUCAAUGUAUUUUUCAACCAAAUUCUCAAGAUUAUACUAAUAUUUUCAAUAAUAUUUUAGAAUGA
This is a messenger RNA of Cetraspora pellucida, 513 nucleotides long. NCBI's taxonomy places the organism in Eukaryota, Fungi, Glomeromycota, Glomeromycetes, Diversisporales, Gigasporaceae. The record is from the annotation of a GenBank genome assembly.